Molecule: messenger RNA, 1919 nt
Organism: Puntigrus tetrazona (Sumatra barb)
Lineage: Eukaryota; Metazoa; Chordata; Actinopteri; Cypriniformes; Cyprinidae
Gene: lrmda
Product: leucine rich melanocyte differentiation associated
Exons: 8
Coding region: 278-982 (234 amino acids)
Biological process (GO): melanocyte differentiation
Molecular function (GO): protein binding
Source: RefSeq, a predicted model, not a curated record
CGCUGGCAGCAGUGCCACUUCCACAUUUUCAUGGAAACAUCCUCGGGAAGAUGUUAUGAGCAGCUGAAGCAGAUUUGAGCAAUUGAACAAGUGGCGCGUGCUUCCGUCCCAGAUCAGCUGACACGAGCACGCGGAAGAAGUGAAGCUCCAGCCGGAGAGUAGUUUAAAAGUUUAUCUUGAAAACCUAAACAACCCGUUUCAGUCUUAUGAGCUGAAAAAACGUUUGUGGUGGUCCUCGUUUGAUGCUGCUCUGCUUCUGAACUGUCAUUUGGCUACAAUGGCGUACAACGAGUCAGUGGUUGUAGUGAAUGGGAGUCAGGUGUCCUGCAUUGGCCAUGAUUGGGAAGACAUUCCAGAUUUUCUUGGGCCAAAGUAUGGAGAAAUGGCAAGAAGAUUAGAUCUCAGCUUCAACCAGCUGAGGUCACUGACAGGCCUGAAAGCGUUCAGCCAACUGGAAGAGCUGAUUGUGGACAACAAUCUUCUCGGAAAUGACCUCUGGUUGCCCAGGUUACCACGGCUCCAUACCCUGACGCUCAAUAAGAACCAAUUCACCGACAUCGAGGCCCUGUUGGAGCAUUUGGCGGAAGUGACGUCAGCGCUGGAAUACCUGAGCCUUUUGGGAAAUGAGGCCUGUCCCAACCAACUGGUCAGCAUGGAUAAAGAUGAAGACGACUAUCAGAGAUACAGGUACUUUGUGCUACAUAAGCUGACGAAGUUGAAGUUCCUGGACACCAGGAGAGUGACCCAGUGGGAGCGGUCAGAGGCCGAAGCACGUGGAGCUUUCAUGAAGGUGGUCAAGCCGAAAAAUGACCAAGACGCCGCCAGCGAUGUGAGAUCCGAAUCCACUGCUACCCCAUACACCCCGCUGCCACGAGGAUCCAAAGACGCCAAGAACCACAAAGGGGUUUUCACCAAGUGUCGUUAUGUCUACUACGGCAAGCACUCAGAGGGCAAUCGAUUCAUCCGCAAUGACCAGCUCUGACUGACAGACGGAAAUGCCGCUGCGAGGCCCUCACAGGCUCUUGACUCCGUGGCAUGUGUAUGUUUGUGUGUUUGUGAGGUGCAUGUGCAUGUCGUGUCUGAAGUUUGUGUGUUGCGGGGGCAGUUGUUGCAGUGCCGGAGCCUGGAGGAGCUGUGAAAGAAAGAGGUAAUGAGCUUUGCUUUAUUUCAUUCUUUCUCUGGAGGGAGAGAGCAAAGAAAGACAGCAGCUCUGGCAGUGAAAUAGGAGGAGGUGGAUGCAUGUAUGUGCGAGAGAGGAGUCAACAACUUUCUCCAGUCUUUUUGAUUGUUUCCUCAUGCGGGUUUUGGACCUAUUCGCGUUAUUUUAAUGAUUUAGUUUCUUUGUAUGUUUAGAAAAAUCAAUUAAAAACAUCCAUAAUGUGCUUUGGAAAAGGAGUUUACGAGCAGUGGCCAAAAAGUUGGGCAAAUAUUUGGAAGAUCAACUCCAUUAAGUACAGUGAGGGUGAUGUGAUUUAUGUGCAUCCAAUUUAUUUUGCCUUGCGUUACGUUUUAUUUAUUUCUUUUUCUUUUUCUUUUUUUAACAAUAUUACAUUCCAAGUUGAUCUUAUGCACUGAAUCUGUGUAAGACUAGCCAAAGAUCCACCGCAAACAAAAUAAGUUUGUAUUUUAAACAAGAAGUUAAAAAGAUUUGACUGUUUUUGAUUUGGAUUUUGAGAUUAGUUUGAUUGUUGUAUGAAUCUUCUUUUUAUGUGUAGUUGACAUGAAAUGUAAAAGUGUCCAUAUACUGCUCCAUAUCCUAAAACUGCUACAGACACAGUUCUCGUACUUUUACUGCUUCAGUGCAAAUGAAACCAUUAAUAUAUUAUGUAUAUUAUAUAUUAUGCAUUUAAAAUAUGCAUUGCUAUAUAUCAUAACGAUUAUUUGCAUCCAAAAUAUGUUUUUGCUCAAGUAUUUAUUAU